AUGGGCUGGUACUCUUGCUUAUCAAAAACUGCUCUCGAGCCCUUGCUUGUUUACGAGUAUAGCCUUGCCUUUUCUCGAAAUGAGCUCGGAAAGGAGGACUUAGCGUGCUUCAACCAUGAGUUUCUUCAGAGCAUGGGAAUUUCAGUUGCCAAGCAUAGGCUGGAGAUUCUCAAGCUCGCUAGGAAGGAAACCGGAGAAGCCCCCAACAGCCUGGCCAAGCUCAUUUUGGCAAUUAACAAGACAAGAAAAUCAGUGGAGAGUGGCACUGACGUUGUCACGGAAGGGAAAGAACGAGAAGGAGCUGAUGAGGAUAGAGCAGCCAGUGGUGAGAUCAAGGUAGCGAAAUCUGGUCCCUUGGAUUACAAAGGACAAUACAAGUUAUUGAUCCCUCCUAGAAGAUUGAAAUUAUCAGGACCCCUUGAUAGAAAAAUGCAGGAGAUGGUGAUACUCAAUUACAGAAGCCCCAUAACUUCUGGUCCUACUGAUAUUGCAAUGGCAGCACAGGAGAGGUUGAUGCUCACAAAUGGCCGUAGGAGCCCAAAACUAUCUGUACCUCUUAGUUUUGUAAGAACUCCAAGCCCAAAGAUUUAUGGUGAUCAUUACAACAAGGAAAAAGCAGGUGAGAACUAUGAUGAUCAAACAUUGUGGGCAGAACUUUUCCGGGACAUGAGACCCACUUGA
This is a messenger RNA of Hibiscus syriacus, 681 nucleotides long. RefSeq lists its product as uncharacterized. The coding region runs from base 1 to 681 and encodes 226 amino acids. Gene Ontology annotation, molecular function: protein binding. The transcript has 2 exons. The record is from RefSeq and is a predicted model, not a curated record. NCBI's taxonomy places the organism in Eukaryota, Viridiplantae, Streptophyta, Magnoliopsida, Malvales, Malvaceae.